AUCGUGAGUGUGUCAACACUGUGUUAAUGUGUUAGGCAUUGGGAUUUUAAACAAAAAUGGCAGAAUCGUUUGUUCUUAUUCUGUGCUUGUGUAUGGUUUCAUUGUUUUUUAUCAGCCAAGCUGAUGAUUUAAAUGAUGACCACAGUAUAAAUGCAAUAAGUUACGAUGGAGAUACAUUUGGACCUGGUCUUGCGAAGAAAAGAAACUUUAUUAUGUUCUACGCACCAUGGUAUGAUUAUGAUUCAUUCAGAUAAGUCUGAUUACUCUGAGUCUGAGUGACUGAUAUUAAUGAUCCGAUAAGGAAUGUCUGAAUCUAAAAUUUAAUGAAAUUAUAUAAUAAUUAUAAUAUAAUUUAUAAAUGUUAUUUAGUCAUAUUAUUAAUUAAUUAUAAAUUGUAAUAAGUAAUAUUAGUUUUUCGUUUUCCUUGAAAUUGAAAUGAAAAUAAAGUGAAGUAAAGUAAGCAUUGAGUAAUUAGUAACAAACAGUAAUAGUAAUAACGCUCAGUUGUAAUAGUAAUAGCCUAGACAAAAUCAAAGAUAAUACUUUAAUUUAUUAACAAAGUCAGCUUACUAAAAAACUUGUAUUCUUCAAUGGAAACACAAUAAGCACAAUGAAAUAAUAGAUAUGUUUCAGGUGUGGUCACUGCAAGAACCUUGCACCCACAUGGGACGAACUGGCCAAGAUUUAUAAUAAUGCAGAGGAAAGCCCUGUUGUAAUUGCCAAGGUAAAUAUACUAAUAAAAUUUACUUUUUAAAUUCUUAUUUUCAUACCUUUUUAAUUAAAUGAAUAAACAAUUCCAAAAAAUAAUAAUAUGCUUGACAAAUUGAAAUUCUUUAGGUGGGGUGUUUUAGGGGGCCAUCCAAAAAUGAUGUCUCGCUAUUUUGGACAAUUUUUGACACCCCUCCCACUUUGUUACAAAUUUAAAAAAUAAAUAAUUAGACACCCUAGUCUAGUCACAUAUUGUCACAAAUUCCCCCACCCCCUCACCCUUUACCCUAGAUGCAUGACAUAAUUUAUGGGUGGCCCUAAGUAUUCAUGAAAUAAUUUUCUUCCUGUUAAAUUAAUGAUUAAUAGAAAGUCUUAAAACUUACCACGUUUUUAAGUUGAAAUGAUAUAAUUAUGACUUUCAGUUUAAGGCAGAGUGGUAACCUGUUUGGUAACUUUCCCUGUUAAAGUAUGAAUUUCAAAACCUUAACUUUAAGAGCCCACCACACAAGUUUGCCAUACCUAGAUUAAAAUAUUUCAAUACACCUUUACGACCAUAAACAGGUUGAUUGCACUGUUCAUACUGGCCUUUGUGCAGACCACGAUGUUGUCGGUUUCCCUACAUUAAAGUUGUUUGAAGCCAAUGGGGAGACUCACAAGCGUUAUUCUGGUAAAAGAGAUUUGGAGUCCUUGAAAGCAUUUAUUCAGGAACAAAUACAGGGUCUGGGAUCCGAGGUAAAAUUUAUAUAGCUGUAUUGUUUCUUUAAAUAUUGAAGAGAUAUAUUAAAAUAUAAACCAGAAACUCAAUGUUACUGAACUACAAACAUUUUAACUGACUUGUUAAGAAAGACGAUGCUCUCUAUUGUCAUUUUUUUUUUUUACAAGGGAACGUUACUCGAAUUUCACUAAGAAUUUCAUUGACUUAUCCAAUAGGACUAUGUUAGUAAAUUUUAUUUCUUGAUUUCUUUAGACAGACAUAGCGGCUGAGAAGGAAGAGGAAUUAGAGAGACAUGAAGAACCCGAAAGCAAUGUCAUCACCCUGACAGACGAGGAUUAUGCUGGCAAAAUCGCUGCAGGGUUUUUCUUCAUCAAGUUUUACGCUCCGUGGUGUGGUCACUGCAAGCGGCUGGCUCCAGUCUGGGAAGAACUGGCAAACGCUUUCAGCAAAGAUGAAAAUGUUUUCAUUGCCAAGGUAGCACCAUAGGGACCUGUCUUUUUUAAUUUGAAUAUUAAUUUGAUGCUUGCAAUUAGGCUGUAAACAAAAUUUCAAACAAUCACCAACAUCUGUCAAACUUAUCUCAAAGAACAAUUAUUUAGGUUUGUAUGUAUGACUGUAAUGCUGCGGCAUGUAAAUCAAUGGGCACGCCAAAUAAAAUUCCAAGAAGUCAACACUAAUUGGGGUUCUUAUAAAGUGUGCUACUUAAAUGCAUGUUUUUUUGUCAAGUAGCCAUAGCAGAUGGGAAGUUCAUGAAUGGCCACUUCUAUUGUUUUGCAGGUUAUUUCCAGUAUUUAUCUAUUGAUCAUACCAUAAUCAAGAGGCAUAACUGGGGUGGUCCAUGGAGCAUGUGCUCUUGGCACCAUAGACCAUGCAUAUGCCACUGACUAGAUCUACAGUCUCACUUUGUAUUACCAAUCAUCCUUCCAAGAUCGACCUCAUAAAUUCUAUUAACUUGUAAUAAUUUAUUUCUGGUUUUGUCCCUCACAGAUAGACUGCACCCAAUCCACUGUUGUAUGUAAGGCAUACGAGAUCAGAGGUUAUCCAACAUUAUUGUGGUUUAAAGAUGGCCAGAAGGUAUGAGCUUUUCAUCUUACUUUUUUUGGCUGCAUUCAGAGGUUUCAUAAAAUGAACAGUGUGAAGGUGUGCAAAUUUAAUGAACUGUGUAUAGGUGUGCAGUUGUGCAGUUGUAAUUACCUGUAACAAGGUGUGCAUUUUGAAUUAACUGUUAAAAUGUGUGAAGUGGUAUUAAACUGUCCAAAAAUUGUGCUGUUGAAUGAACUGUCUGAGGAAGCUUUGGAAUCCACGAUAAAUCAAUGAAAUUAUGUAGCAAUAGUAUAGUAAUGUGACUCAUUUUUCUUUAGAAGCACUACUUUCCAAACACAAUGUGUAGAGCUGCACCCUAACAUAAAGCUAACCAUUUAAACAGUUGAAGAUCAUGGGCUUUGUUAGUUUUUAUAAACUGGUUUUCGUGAAAGCUUCUACUGAGGUAGUUUUACCUUCAGUGUGAAUGAGCUAGACAUUUUAACAUAAUGCACUAAAUUAAAUUAUCUCAUAAUUAAGUUAUAAUAUUUAAAUUAUUAUUUGUUCAAGAUGUUCUUAAAGAGGUUUUUGUAUGAUCUAUUGUUUGCCUAUAUAUAUAUAUAUAUAUAUAUAUAUAUAUAUAUAUAUAUAUAUAUAUAUAUAUAUUUCACUUUAUAUUUUUCUCCCAAAAAAUAUAUUUUAAAAUAGAAAUACAAAGAUUGGAGUGCAAAAAUGUUUUUUGUAUGUUUUUAAAGAGUUUUUUGUAUGAUCUUUUGUUUGUAUAUAUAUAUAUAUAUAUAUAUAUAUAUAUAUAUAUAUAUAUAUAUGUAUAUGGUUCACUUGAUAAUUUCCUCCCAAAAAAUAUAUUUUAAAAUAGAAAUUCAAAGAUUGGAGUGCAAAAAUGUUUUUUGUGAAGAAAAUUAGUAGUAAAGCCUUUAGAUAUAAUACAAUCAUGAAGAAAUGGUUCUCGCUUCAUAGGCAGCCAUCUUAUAGCUCAUAUUCUGCUGGCUUAGAUGUGAUUUUAACCCCUCGUUUCUAUAUGACUCAACACUCAGUGCUAAUUGCUCACUGUGCUCAAUAAAGACAUUGCUGCAAUCAAAUGUAUAAUUUAAAAUAAUACUAAAAUUAACUUUGCAUGUAAACCCCGAAAAUUGAUCUCUCUCAUACAUACAGUUGAUACCACCUCCACCCCUUUCUUUCCCUCUUUUCUGAACUCUCCUAUACACAUAUCCAAAAUAUCAAUUGUAUGUGUUGUUUAUUAUUUAAGUCCUAUAAAUGUCUCGGAAAAUCAAUGCAAGAAGAAAUAAAUCCCAUCUGUGGCCAGAAUCAAUAAUAUUUUAUUUGAACUAUUCAGUAGGUGGAGAGUCCAGCCUAUUUUUCCUUUCAUCACAAAACAUUAUUAUCCACUUUAUUUCCUGUAAUUUAUUGUUCUUGUUUUGAAUAAAGCUGACAACAUUGUUUUGUGAAGUAAUCCUUCAUUUGUGUAAUCCUAAACUUGAUCUAUAACAAUACAAUUCAUGAAGCUAGAAAUGUAUUGUAAAAAUAAAGGAAAUAGCAUAUGACAUUUCUGUAUUAUAUUUAAUUUUUACAAUUAAUUUAAGGUGGGAUGUUAGUUGUGUAUAAUCAAGUUUAUUUUAUGUGAGAUGCCAAAAUCUAUUUUAAAAAACUGAAAUUACAAAAAACAAUUUUUAUUCCAGGAAUAGAACCUGGUUGUAAACCUUUUGCUGGCAAACAUUCUUCUAUAAAACCAUUUCUGAUGUUCAUUUGGUAAUUUUAUGAAGAAAUCAAAUUAUUCAUUAUGGGGGCGUCCAUUAAUAACUUAAACAAUUGUUAAGCAAUUUUUUUACACCCCCCCCCCCGGUCAACAACUGUCAAACUUUCAAUGACAACCCCCCUCCCCCCAAAGUAAUUAUGUCAACAUUUCUAUACCCUUCCCCCCUUAAAAAAUUAAUUAUAAUAUAAAUAAAUACAUUUUACUUUGUGCUGAUCUAUUUUAAUAACACAAAAUUGUAUGAAAAAAUUUUUAUUGCAUUUUUAGCUUGAUAAUCAACAAGUUAAAAUUGUAUAUAAUUUAACUAAAAAUUAUAUAACUAUUUGAAUUUAAACUCAUUAAAUUUCUUAAAAUAAAGUAAUAACAAAUUAAUUUUUAGGAUAAAAAUNCCCCACCCCCCUCUUUUUUUUUUGUUGUUGUUGAAAUAUGAUAUAAUUAAUGGACGACCCCAAUACCAAUUAAAAAAAAAAAAAAAAAAAGCUAAAUUAAAGGCAACCACUGCUAAAUUGAGCAUUAAAUACUCACAUAUAACAUCUGUGCAUUGGCUGGGACAGAAACAUAGAACUAAUCAUUCUAAAGCGUUUAUAUUUUUGUUCUCAUGUUCUUAAUUUAUAUCCCUUAUUUGAAUAUAGACUGAUUUAACAAAACCUACUUAUUUUUUCCUGAAGCCUACUUAUCUAUUUUUGCUUGAGAUCCCCAACUCUAAUUAUGUGUGUAGUGGAGACAUGGAGACAUAUCAAUUGAUAAGAUACACUAGUUUAAUGCCGCACCUGAAUACAAGAAUGUAAAAUUCAUCUAAAUAUGCUUCAUAUUCUAUAAACAAUAUGGAUAUUAAAAACCUUUUUUCUCGUGACAGCCUCCCAAUGUCAGAGUAGAGGAAGAUGUCCAACUUGGAAAAAUGAUUUGCAUUCUGCAGAUUUAGUAAAAUUGUUAAUUGAAAUCAUGGUGUACCAACUGUUAUAAGACCUCAGCUAAAGCAGUAUAAUUAUAGGUGUCAGUGAUCAGAAUGUGUUGGCCACGUGUACUCCAAUAAUAAUUUGGCUCAUAAGAGAUCAACUACUUUUCUUAACACACGCAAACAGUCCAAUGACAACAUUGGACCCCACUAGCUGCUGCACAGAAAAAUGUACAGCUGCCUGGAAACAUUACCCUGAAAGCAUUCUGAUUUCCCUCCUAAUCCUUUACUUUUCACAGAUAGAUCAGUUCCAAGCCCCCCGAUCCAUUGAAGUCUUGACAAAGUUUGUACAAGAUAAGUUGACAGUGGAGAAAGGAGAACAACAUGGUCAUGACUCGGAGAAAGUUCCGGAAGAAAUUAAGGAAGACUCUGCUGGGGUAAUUUUUAGUUGGUUACCCGGUAUUAGUAUAAUAAGUUACCCUAGGAUAUUUUUAACAGUUUUUUUAAAAUUGUUUCUCAAACCUUUAUAAGUACCUGGUACAGGGUGAGUAAAAUGAUUAUGUGAUGAAAAUGGUAUUUGUUUCUGGUUAACAGGGUGCUGUGGUAGAGUUAACAGAGGAGAAUUUUAAAACCAUCAUUGCUUCUGGACUUGUAUUCAUCAAGUUUUAUGCACCUUGGUAAGUUAACACAAAACAUCUGGACUUGUAUUCAUCAAGUUGUAUGCACCUUGAUAAGUUAACUCAAAACAUUUGAUCUGUGUCAGUGUUAACCGCAAAAACUGUCAUAAUAGCUGUUAUGGCUGAUUCUGUGGUAUUAUGGGAGAUAUAAUCGGCCUCUACUAAAAGUAAUAUUAUAAAUGCAAAUCUGAGUUUUACGUUUUAAAAUAGGUGAUAACUCUAACAAAUUAGGUUUACUUCCUAUUUAUAGAAACCUAAGGUAAACAUUUCAUUUGUUCAUAUAUUUUGUAAAAAUUUGAAUUGAGCUGAAAUUUUUGGAGCUGUUUGUUAAAACUAACUUGUAGGACUCAGAUGUUGGCCCUGUUAAACAAAAGCCAAUUUUAUUUGAAAUAUUUUUUUGCUAAAGCGAUUUUGAAGAUAGUUUUGUUGUCAUUACUAAUGGUUGUGCUCAUUAUGAUAGUGGAGUUGACACUAACAGUAGUACAAGUUCAAAUAGUGUAAGUAGUGCAAUAUAAAGUACUAAUGAAUUUAGUAGGAAUUAUAUUAUUUAUAUUAAGAAAUAUGUAAGUCACCAAUGAAUUUUAUUUUUAAAAAUUUGUAUUUAUAUAAACCCAAAAAAAUUUAUAUCUUCUUAAAUGAAAGAAUAAUGUUUUGUAUGUCUGAAAAAGUUACUGAGAUAAUAAAAAAGGACCCAACAGUGAGAGUGGGUGUGAGUUGACGAAAGAUAAACAGUAGCCUAAUUGUACUCACUGUUGAAAGUUCAAGGUCAUAUUGACUUUAUAGAGCUCAAAGAAUUCCAACAUUCAUACCAUAUGAUUUGUUGUUCAAUUUUCUCUAAGAUACCUAUUCAUAUCUGGGUAUCUUUAUUCAUUUCCUCUUAGUUUUGGGUAUUUGAAUGAUACAUGGCAAAGUUACUAAAAAAAAAAAAAAAAGAUUUGACACCACAGCAAUUUUGCAUCUGAAAGCUCAUGGGUUAAAAAUUAAAGAUAUCCUCAUUGCCAUGUGACCCACUAAUAGCAAUGGUGAGUUGUGGAACUGAAAUUUGUGGGCAUUAUCCAGUCUAAAGUGGAAUAUGAAGUUGUUUUUUUUUACCAGACUUGAUUGUAUAAUAUUUUGAACACUUUGGCUUAUUUUAUGGGGACUGGGUGGAUCUGGCCUUUGGAGAAGUGGUUUGCAUAGCUCUGAUAUAACAUUAAUAACAUUUCGAUUUUCCUGAAACUAAAUGUUGUGUUUAAUUUACACUGUUGCACCUGUUGGCAGGUGUGGCCAUUGCAAGCGACUGGCCCCAACAUGGGAUGAUUUAGCCAGGGAAUCGUCUGGUCAGCCAGUGGUUAUAGCUAAAGUUGAUUGCACACAGUACAAGAAUGUGUGUGAAGAAAAUGAGGUAUGUACAUGACACAGUCAAGAUCUUUUAUCAGUCACUGCUUUUGUGAAAGCUGGGUGCAUUUUAAGGUUUUCUCUUCUGCAGAUCACUCUAUAUUGCUCUAUGCCAGACCUCUUUAGGUAAAUUGGGCUGUGUUAUUUCAUUGUAAAUUAUAUGUAUUUAAGAAAAAACAGAGUAUGUUAAAUAACUGGAUUAGGUUGAUGGUAAGUUCCUUGCCUACCAGUGAGAAAUAAAUCUAGCAGUCAGUCACUGUUGUGCCAAUUUUUCAAUGCUCUAUUAUUUUCCUCUCUUGAAUUCAUUACAAAUUUGUUUCCAUCUGAUUUAAUUACUUUGCACAUUUUGUAAAGUGCGUGGUUCUUUUUCUGAAUUAGUCUAAUUCUGCCUUAACUUUUUAUCCCUUUCAUUUUCCAGAUUCGGGGAUAUCCAACGCUGAAAAUAUUCCGUAACGGUGAGCUCCUCAAUGAUUACAGAGGUGGUCGAACAUUAGAAGACCUGCAAAAAUUUGUUAGCAGACAACUUGAUCAACGAGACGAGUUGUAAGGGUGUUAAGGGGGGGGGGGGUGUCAAUUAGUAUUACCUGUGUUCAAAUGAGUGCUCUAUUUAUUUGACAGGUGUGUGGUGAUGUGCCUGCACUCUAAGAAGCAAAUAUUUUGCUUUAAAAAGAAAGUGUGACUGUAAUGACAAUGUUUUUACAUUUGCCUGAAGUCUCUGUCUAUGAAUUAACUUUGUACUUGUCAUUCAAUGUAAGCAUAAUAUUUUUUACAUGUGAAACUCUGUUGUGUACACUCACCAUUUGUCACCAAGUAUUACUAGCAAAGAAGGCUUUUAAAUAAAGCUCAAUGUCAAUAAAAAACCAACAAAAGCAGUUAAUUGAUAAUGAAGUACAAUUUAUGCAUGAAUAUAUAUCAGUAUACCCCGGUAUAUAAUAAACUAGUUUUUUAUAUUUUUUUAUUUUGACAUUUAGUUAAAAUUAUUGAUGGAAUGUUGACAUUUAGUUAACGAAAUGUAGAUAUUUAGUUAACGAAAUGUAGAUAUUUAGUUAAAAAUGAUAAAACAGUAAUAACACAUUUUUUAAACAUUUAUGUAGCACUGAUUCAUAACGACGAGUUAUGAAUUGUUAGUUUUUAAAAAAAAAUGUUACAUCUUUUUAGGGAAUUCUAGUAAUCAUCUUCAUGGAUAAUUUUCUGUUUCAAAAUGAUAAGAACAGAAGGCCUUUAUUAUAAAUACUGAUGAGUCAAAAUGCUGCAAAGGCUACUUUAGGCUACAAUUUUUGGGCACCCUCCCUUGGUCUAAAAAAAAAUUUUUGGGACCCACUGACCAAUAGAAAUAGUUGCUGGGCUUCUAUUGCCGUCUUCUUUUUUUUUUUUUUUUUUUUUUUUUUUUGCAUAGUUUUAUUCCGGUGAUAUAAGGCCAUUUCAGGUAAUUUAGCAGCUUUCUAAAAAGUUGUCCAGCCACCAUGAAAUUAUAAAUGAUGUUUCUGCCGCCGAGUUAAGAAAUAAAUAUGCCCAAGAUUUAUUUUUGCCUGUAUCUCACUAAAAUUUCACCGGUAGGGUCAUUGUGUAAUUGCUGAGCUGUUGUUUGUUGUGCAGUGAGAGCAUGUGCAGGGACAGUGAGACACUCGCUUCAUGUUUAAUCUGAUACAUUUGAGGCAAGGCUGGGAGGGGAAUCAGAGCAGUGUCCUUUGCUAAUUGGCUGGUGGUUGUCAUGGUAACAACCCUGAUGUACAUGUACAGCCACUUCCCUGGUAUGGAGCAAUAGUUUAGAAAAAAAAUAAAACAAAUUAUUCCAAACCCA
Molecule: messenger RNA, 8964 nt
Organism: Lymnaea stagnalis (great pond snail)
Lineage: Eukaryota; Metazoa; Mollusca; Gastropoda; Lymnaeidae
Source: the annotation of a GenBank genome assembly